GGGAAAAAUCCUCAUCCGAAAACAUUAGAGAGAGAGAGAGAGAGAGAGAGAGAGAGAGAGAGAGAGAGAGAGAGAUGAUGGCUCAGAUUAGUUCACUUUCAAUUAGCAGUCGCAUGGAGUCUGCUAAUUGCCGAAAAGGUAAUCUUCUCCCUCCAUCAUCACACCAUUAUCAAUCUAACUCUUCAAACCCUAGUUCUCCUCCAACUAUCAUCAGUCAAGAAAAACGCCUGCAACCACAGUCGAGUAGGAAACAGCGCUAUAGGGGCCCCAAUAGUCUCCGAGCAGCUGAAUUGCUACUCGAACGGAUCUCCGAAACGCCACCUCUGCCGCACCUUAAGGAAAUUGGUAAAGCUUUAUCGACUAUUACGUUUUCGGGUAAGUACAGCACGGCUAUUUCUCAUUUUAACAGGUUGCAGUUACUAGGCAUUCACCUAGAUUUUUAUACCUUCAACGUUGCAAUUAACAGCUACUGUCAAAUGAAUCGAGUUGGCUUUGGGUUCUCUCUUUUAGGGGGCCUCUUCAAACGCGGUUAUACACCUAAUGUUAGGACCUUCACCCAUCUGUUGAAUGGGCUUAUUUUAUUAGAUAAGACUGCUGAGGCCUCAGAGUUAGUUGAGAAGCUAGUCAGAAUAGUAGAAAUCGAACCCGAUAUGGAUGGCCAUGUAUGGAUCGAUUUUAAAUGGACUUUGCAAAAUGGGAAACACCAGAGCAGCUAUUAGGUUGUUUAGGAUGUUGGAGAAGACAGACACCAUGGCAUAUAGCAUGAUCAUUGACCGUCUUUGCAAGGACGAGAUGGUGGAUGACGCUCUCAACUUCUUAGUAGAAAUGAAUAGCAAAGGUAUUCCUGCAAAUGUCGUCACUUAUACAUCUUUGAUUUGUGGCCUCUGCAAUUGUGGCAAGUGGAAUGUGGCUACAAAAAUUCUGAGAGAAAUGUUGGGUAAUGAUGUUUCACCAGAUGUUCAUACAUUUACUGUGUUGAUCAAGGCACUUAGCAAGCAAGGGCUGACAAAGGAAGCAGAGGUGCUACUUGAAGUCAUGAUAGAAAGAGGUUUGGAUCCUGAUGUAGUCAUUCACUCGAAUCUGAUGCAAGGGUAUUGUUUGCAAGGCCGGAUGGAGGAAGCGAGGAGAAUUUUCAAUACCAUGGUGGAUAGGGUAUUGUUUGCUUAUGAACUCCUCAAAGAAGCCAUGAUGUGAUGUCGCGUUUGAAUUUCUUGGCAGAAGAUGCAUUUGGACAGUUCAUAGAGGGGUCUUGGACAGUUCACAGAUGAGUCUUGGACAGUUUCUUCGACCUCGCAGGUAUGCCCAUGUAUCUCUCUCUCUCUCUCAGCUCUCAUUUCUCUCUACCUCACUCAUUGGUACACCAUAUUAUUUUAGUUUGUAAUUCUCAAGAAGGGUUGAGCUGUUAGCUGUAGAUUUUUGCUAAAGGCUUUUGAAGUAGCAGCGUAGCUUGGGUAUGGACAAAAAAAUUAUAGCCUAAUCUUAUCAUUUGGUUUGUUUACCCAUACUCACUUCAAAUUUAGUAUCCUCCCAUCAUUUAAGUUUUGGAAUUGACUUGUCUGGCUACUCCCAUUAUUUGCCUUCAAUAAAGUUAUGGCUCUAAUUUGGUCCAUUACGUGUUUGAUGAUGUCUUACAUAUGUCGAUGGUUUUGUUGAUACAAAUAGUUUGCUUGUUAGGUGUUGAUUCAGGUUGUCAUACUUUUCCUAUUAUUUUAGAGCAUCCACAACCCUUACCCUAGCAAAUUGCAUUUUUGUUAUGAGUUUGUUCCUAUGAGCCGGCGUUAAUACAUAGCAUCCUCAUCUUGUAUCCAAAUGCUAGAUAACGAUGUCUUUGCGCUAACCGAACUCCAAAGCUGUCCAAUCUCUCUCUGCAUAAAUAUAGUUAUAGAUAUUGUUCCUCAGCGCACACAAACAAAUUUGUGGGUAUGUUAUAUGGACUGGAAACCAAGUCUGAAUUGUUUUCUGCCAAUUAUCUUUGCAUCAACCUCCUAAUUUCGUUUACUUCUUAAGAAAUAUUGGACUCUCUUUCCUUAUUGUCUUACUUUAUUUUAAUGUUUGUUUGUAGAAUAGAACCAGUGUUCUUUUUGUUAUGUUGGCGGAGGAGCGCUAGAUUUUUUCCAUAGCGUUAUCUGGUGUACUCUCAUCGGCUUGAUGGGGGUACCAAUACUUUCUUUUACCCAUGUUUAUUGUUUCCUUUUUCUUUUAUGUGGUCUUGUGCAUUGGGUUUGUAUUUCUGGUGGAAAUCAGGGAACUGUGUGAAGCUCCUGAUAUCAGUUGGUUGGGACAAGUGGUAGAUAUUUUGGGCUGAGGAGCGUCUUGUGGCUAAAAGUGAUGCCGCCAAAGGAUGGCCUUCUAUCAAAGGUUGAACUUGCUGGAUGCUGGGAAAGCGAUGGUUUGAACUUUCAAGACCUGUGUAUGAGGCAGUUGGUGCAGAUUCUAGGUUUCAAGCGUGAGCAUGGUGCCCACGUUUGUUAGCGGAAAGAACCCCUCAAUUGAAGAAGAUUUUGAAAGUUCUAAAUGCGUGUUUCAUUUUUCUAGUGUUACUAGUAAGGUACAACAAUGAGUCAUUGUAUGUGGUUUGAUAGAUAAUUAUUUCCACUGUGCAUUCAAGAGUGUGUUUCAUUUGGAAAUAUGAAAGGCAGAUUUGUAGGAUAUAUUGUUUGUGUGUUAUUUGACAGGGAACGAACUAGUAGUAUUGAAUGGAUCAACAAAUUUUGGGCA
Rhododendron vialii is the source of this 2718-nucleotide messenger RNA. RefSeq names its product pentatricopeptide repeat-containing protein At3g22470, mitochondrial-like. The transcript has 2 exons. NCBI's taxonomy places the organism in Eukaryota, Viridiplantae, Streptophyta, Magnoliopsida, Ericales, Ericaceae. The coding region runs from base 655 to 1194 and encodes 179 amino acids. The record is from RefSeq and is a predicted model, not a curated record. Gene Ontology annotation, molecular function: protein binding.